This is a messenger RNA of Ruditapes philippinarum (Manila clam), 2983 nucleotides long. RefSeq names its product E3 ubiquitin-protein ligase TRIM71-like. The coding region runs from base 155 to 1891 and encodes 578 amino acids. The record is from RefSeq and is a predicted model, not a curated record. The transcript has 2 exons. NCBI's taxonomy places the organism in Eukaryota, Metazoa, Mollusca, Bivalvia, Venerida, Veneridae. Gene Ontology annotation, molecular function: zinc ion binding.
GGUAACACAAUAACUACAUUUUAUCUUUACAAGACAUUCCAGUGGUUAAGACAUGUUUUGACAUAUUAGAUAUAUUAAGAUGUAUAUAGGAAUCUAAAUUAUUUUGUGUAUUAACAAUAUCCAAUCGAACAGGAUAAAUCACUGAUAUCUAAAUAUGGCUGUCCCGGGUAAAAAGGCAUCUCGGAAAUCCUCAUCCAUACUAUCUCAAGGCUGUGCUGAAGAUUUCGACAUUUUCUGUGAAACAUGUGACAGAGAUGAUAUCAGGCUUCCUGCCUUUGGUUACUGUGUAGAUUGUGAGGAACACUUAUGCCAUACCUGCUUUAAUAAUCAUCGGCGACCCAAACCAUCCCGCCAUCACCAACUGCUAGACAAAGAUCAUAUGCCACAAAAACAAUACCUCCAUAAAUCAUCGAAGUCUGCUCCCAGUAUACAAGUCGAUGAUCUAACAAAGCCUUGUACUAAACACACGAAAGAAGCAAUCAAAUUUUAUUGCCAGGACCACAAUGCUCUUGUAUGUAGUGUAUGUGUGACCCUUGAACACACACCAACAUCCUGUCAUGUGGACUACAUACCUGAUAUAUCAGGGCAGAUUAUAGACAGCAUCGAGUUCAAGGAAACUCUGAAAGAUAUUGACAUAUUGACAUACAAAUGGUGCCUGAUAACUAACGAUCUGCAUCAAAGAGUUGCUUUAUCAACGACUUCAGUACAAGAUGCUAUCGCAGAAAUAGAAAACUUCAGAAAAGAGAGUAACCAUAGAUUAGGCAAAUUAGAAAAGAAUGUUUUAGAUGCUGCAAAAACAAUCAAAUACAACAACAACGAAAAGUUGAAUACAACAGAAACAACAUGUGGUGCCAUCAACGAAUCACUCCAAGCAUCAGCUGAUUCUCUUAAACAUCUCAAUUCACACAAGAAAACUGAGCAACUGUUUGUUGAACUUAAGAUAGCUCAGCAACUGAUUCAAACUUGCGAAAAAAGAACGUCAGAACUACCAACAGUUGACAAAUACAUCUUUGAACCAAAUCAGGCUAUCAAAAAGGUCCUCCAAGACGAGAAAUCAUUAGGAAUAUUAAACAAUAAAAAACUGGAGCAGCCAGCCCAACCAAUGAAAAUGUCUACUCCUAGAAAUAUCAAUGCUAAAACAUCCUUAGAUAAAAGGAAUUGCUACAUUACUGGUUUUACUGUUUCUUCUCCAAACAAAAUAUUUGCAGCAGAUAAGUCUAAUAAGUCAAUUAAAAUGAUAGACACUAGAACUGGAGCUAUCAAACAAGUACAGCUUGACUCAGCACCCUGGGAUGUCACCAUUGUCUCCAGUGAUUCACUUGCUGUUACAUUACCGGAUAGUGAGACAAUACAGUUCGUUUCAUUCUCCUCGGGCUCACUUUCACCAAGAAACAAACUGAAGGUAGAUGGACGGUGUUAUGGUAUCAGUCAUCAUCAGGGGAAACUUGCAGUAACAUUUAAAGAACCUGCUAAACUCCAAAUAAUGGACUUGAAAGAUAAUACUGAAAUUACAGUUGAUACGGAUUUCAGUGGUUUCAGUAUUCUCAGGUUAGCUAGGUUUGUCACUACAAACUAUGAUUCAAUCUAUGUCUCUGACAAUCGCAAUGGUGCAGUUAUGAGGUUUAACUGGCAGGGAGAGUUGAUGGAAAAAGCAGGAAUUAGUUCCGUAAGGGGUAUUACACUGUUAAAUGAUGGAUCCUUAUUAGUCAUUUCUAACAAAACAAUAUACUUAGCAAGCCAUGAGUGUAAAUACAUGAAAACUGUUCUUGAGGAUGUAGAUGAACCUUUUGCUAUAUGUUGGUGUGCUGAAACCCGUACACUUUGUGUAAGUAGAUGCAAAUAUGACAGUGUAGAGAUGAACAAUGAUAUCAAAAUGUAUAAAAUGAUGUAAAAAAAACAACAAGAUUUGGCAAUUGAUGCAAUCAUAGCAAGACGUGUAACAUUACAAAUGGUUUGAAUACACCAUAUCUAACAAUUGCAAUGGAAUCGUGGUUCAUAGUAAUGCGCCAGAAAAGUAAAUGAGAGGUCGCAUAUUUGUUUGGAAGGAAACCGAUGGCCUUUCAUAUCAGACCUUAAUUAACAGAGCUGUUCAGAAGAAGGGUUGUAUACUUCUAAAACAGGCAACUGCUGUAUUAUACCCUACUCUUAAGGUUAAAAAAUAUAAUAAAAUAACAAAAAGAAACAACAAAAAAACUGCAGGGUGCGUCGCAAUAUCGGACACAUCAGCAGUAAAUAAAACCGAAGAAAAAAGCUGACAUUUAAGACAUAUGUAAAUAAUUAUAUAAUUAGUUAUAUGCAUCUCAGCAGAAGGAUAUACGACUGUCUUCUCUGUUGAAAUAUUGAAUUAGGGAAACUCAUAGAAAAUAAUAACAGAAACAUUUGGUGACAAAGGGGACACAACUUUGGAGGCUUGAUUGUCCCAAUUUAUUAGAAACCUGUUUUAUACAAAUGACAAGUCAUGUGAAAAGCCGUUAAAAAUGGUUUUGAUAAUUGGUAAAUCAGUUACUUUUCAAAUAUUAUAGUACAUCAAAAAUAAAAAAUUAAACCACAAGCAAAACCCCUGGUGCAUAACUUCUGGUGCUAAUCAACACACCUGUAAAUUUUGUUGACUCUAGCUCAAGCACUUUUAGAGCUACAUGUGGCACAUAAGAACGCAUGGACAGACAGACGAGGGCCAAUCUUAAUCCCCCCACUAUAACACAAAGCUUGUCACCAUUUGAAUGAUUAAUUAAAGGUCAUGGGGUGACUUCUAUCGUCUAAUUUCUUUUCCUAUUAGGUAACUAUUUUAGUACAAUUUAUGGGUGUGUCAUUAAAACAUAUAAACUCUCACUAUGGUUAUUUAUAUGGUAUACAUAUUUGCUUAACAAGUCAUGUAAACCACUUUACAGCAAAAUACACGUUUAUUAUUUCAGUCCUAAUUUUGGCCACUAAUGUUAUUCAAAUUACUGCUUCUGCAAGAUGGCUCCUAAUGCAACUUGUGUUG